CCCGGCCCCGUCCACACGCACCGGCCCCAAAUAGAAAAUACGUUGGGCACACAUUCCUCUCCCCCUCCAUCGAUUACGCCCGACCGAGACCGCCCGCCCGCCCGCCUUCUGUUUCCUAAACUUUGCGUGUGUUUUGAAGCCUUCUCCACGCCCAUGUAGCGUUGCUGUCUGUGGAGGUUUCAAGUUGCUUCUCCUCCCCCGGCCUCGGGGGCGUUCGCCGGACCCGGGAUCGUCAUCCUUUUAUUUUUUAAAGUGUUUUAUUUGUGUGUGUGAGUGAGUGAGUGAGAGAGGCGAGGGGGAAGUGGUCGUUUCUCUUUGACUGUUAUUUCCAGUAAACUUUCUUUAUUUGGUGGAGGGGCGGGGUCGGACCGUCGUCGUACAACACCAUGCCGCAGCCGAAGUCUCGGAAGGUUGCGAUCCUGGGAUACAGAUCAGUGGGGAAGUCGUCUUUGACUAUCCAGUUUGUUGAAGGGCAAUUUGUGGAUUCGUAUGACCCCACAAUAGAAAAUACAUUUACUAAACUGAUCACGGUGAAUGGGCAAGAUUACCACCUGCAGCUUGUGGACACAGCUGGACAGGAUGAAUACUCUAUCUUCCCUCAGACGUAUUCCAUUGACAUUAAUGGGUACAUUUUGGUAUAUUCAGUUACAUCUAACAAAAGUUUUGAGGUGAUCAAAGUGAUUCAUGAAAAAUUGCUGGAUAUGGUGGGGAAAGUUCAAGUGCCCAUUAUGUUGGUUGGAAAUAAGAAGGACCUACAUAUGGAAAGGGUGAUCAGUUUCGAAGAAGGGAAAAGCUUAGCAGAUUCCUGGAGUGCUGCCUUCAUGGAAUCUUCUGCUAAAGAGAAUCAGACCGCAGUUGAGGUGUUUAAGCGAAUAAUCAUGGAGGCAGAGAGGGCAGAUGGAGGCUGUCAGCAAGCAAAGUCUUCAUGCUCAGUAAUGUGAGCCCUGAAGACAACACAGAAACUGCUUUACUUGAAGAGGCUUUCUGCCACUCUCCCUUCAAAUAAAAAAAACUCUGCCUUUCUUUCUACCAGUUCGACAGAUGGUCAGAGACUUCCUUUUUUCCCCUCACUUGCGUUCAAUUCUGACCCUUUUAGCAAAUGGCUUCACUUCUGCGUUUAAAAAAAAAAAGUACUUAAAGGCAAUUCCUAUUUUUCGAAUUGUACAUUGUAUUUCUUGACGAGCAAUGAGUAGUCAUUUGCCAACAUUCAUUUUCCAUGUAGUAUGAAUGUCAGUUGGGAAGUAGAUUGUAAACUUAAAGCGUGCAUAUUGUUACACUACUAUUUACACACGGGAUUGGAUAUAUCAGUGUUUUUCCUCAUGUGUUGUAUGUAUACUUGUAAAUAAAAGUUAGCAGCAAACGGAUUUGUUUUUAAUACUUGCUGGUAGAAAUAUACUGUAGGAAGACUUUUGUUUAUACCAGAUUUUCUGUAUUAUACAAAGGUAUUUUAAAAACAAUCGAUUGGGUUUUAUUUAUGAGCUUACAGUUUUGUUCUUGCUCUGAAAGCAGCUCACGGGACCCUAACGUUGACUGACACUUGCUUUUUGUUCUAACUAGUGUACUUUUUUUAAAAGCAUACCAACCUUCAUGAAUUGGAAGACAGUAGUUCACUGUGUGCUGGUUUCUACUGUAUUUCAAUGGGGUUUCAGCAGUCAAAAUUGAGAUUUGGGAGGUCUAACAUGCAAUGCAACAAAAUGUAUAUAUUUAUGAAAUUGCCGUUCAGCUGGGUGUGAUUUUUUUUUUUUUUUCUUCUCCAAAACAUAACGUGAUUAAUGUUGUUGACAAUCUGCAGUAGUACUAUUGCCUUAUAAUCUACAUUCUUAAACCCACUGCCCUUCAUUAAUUAUUUGCAUCGGUACCUGUGUAUAAAUCAUCACACGGACCGUCUUUUAAUUUCCAUUCUGAGGCAUAAGUGAAAACAAAUUGGUUUCUCACUUUUUCGUCAAUCUACAAACCCCACUGAAGGAUUGGUAAUGUCCUAUUCAAUCAUUAACUGUAAUUUCUGCAUACAGGGUAAUUUAAAGUGGGAUUUAGUCCUUGCGUAGAUGAGAUUUGUUCACCUGCAGAAAUGGAAAUAUUUGUGUUUUAAGUUAAAGAAAGAUGAAAUAUUAGUUUGUCUCUAGUGUAAAUUUGUUGCAAUUCCUACUGAUCUGUACACUUGGGCAAUGCAAUUUACAACACAUGAUGAAAAUAUUGCUAUGAUUGGUCAGAAAUGCAAUAAAAAUAUUUUAAUUUCACCUCA
Molecule: messenger RNA, 2242 nt
Organism: Leucoraja erinaceus (little skate)
Lineage: Eukaryota; Metazoa; Chordata; Chondrichthyes; Rajiformes; Rajidae
Gene: rheb
Product: Ras homolog, mTORC1 binding
Exons: 8
Coding region: 387-941 (184 amino acids)
Biological process (GO): small GTPase-mediated signal transduction
Cellular component (GO): plasma membrane
Molecular function (GO): GTPase activity; GTP binding; GDP binding
Source: RefSeq, a predicted model, not a curated record